GGUCAAAAAGCGGCGAAGGGUUCCAACUUGCGCCGGCACGGUGGGGCCGGCCACGUCGAAACAGUGCGACCUCCACGGCUCAACCCCACGCGGCGCCAACACGUAGAGAUCCGGCGCGGCCGGCGUGGGGCGUGCGUGCGUCUCUCCAUCUCCGCCCCUCGGCUCGGGCCGACAAAAAGGGAGGCAACGCGGAGAGGGAGGAGAUCAACUGAGCAGAGCAGGAGAGCUCGAGGGAAGGAGAAAAGGAAGAAGGCGCCCUCAAACCCAAAAAAGCUUCGCCCAGCUUCCGUCGGCCGGAGCCGGAGGGAGAUUAAGCUAGCAGUAGAGAUCCGAUCUGAACCAGUAGCAGUGCGACUUUGUCCAGAAAGAAAGCGACAGAAUAGGGUUUCAAUUGCGACGGCAAUUCACAACAAAUCCAGCAUAAGCCAAUGUCUGAUAACAGUAUUCAACGAGCAUUGCUACCUGAUAACCCUGAUGCCAAUGUGCUCCAAACAAAGCCUUCGCAGGGAGCCAAGCGGUUCCGGAGAUGCAGGUCGGCUCCCAGAUCAGAGACCGAUGAAAAACCACAAGAAAAUGGCUCGUCGCUUCCAGCCAAGGAGUUGUUCAGCGUGGUGCGGCCGAGCUUCAGACUAGUAGGGUUCCUCCUAUUUCUCUACCUACUAGCAGGCGUCAUCGUCUUUUACCUUGUCAUGGAUCAGUUAUCUGGCAAGAGAACCAACAGAGUGCUUGACGCACUGUACUUCUGCAUUGUCACGAUGACAUCGGUUGGCUAUGGAGACCUUGUCCCUAACACAGACACGACGAAGCUGCUCGCCUGUGUUUUCGUCUUCACGGGCAUGGCGAUCAUUGCUCUCUUCGUGAGCAAGUCAGCAGACUAUCUCGUCGAGAAGCAGGAGGUGUUGUUCUUCAAGGCACUGCACAUGAACAUGAAGUGUGGCGAGGCCAAAAUGCUCAGACAAAUUGAGACAAACAAGACAAAGUACAAAUUCUACACGGCCGCUCUGCUUCUUGUGACGGCCAUUGUUGUGGGGACUGUUUUUCUCUGGAAGGUUGAGAAGCUGAGCCUUGUUGACUCCUUUUAUUGUGUCUGUGCCACAAUCACUACCCUGGGUUAUGGGGAUAAAAGCUUCUCGUCCCAAUUGGGGCGCACUUUCGCGGUGUUUUGGAUAAUUACAAGCACCAUAAUUCUGGCGCUGUUCUUCAUGUACCUCGCUGAGAUCUACACCGAGCGACGGCAGAAGAUGCUGGCCAAAUGGGUUCUCACACGGAGAGUAACAACCAUGGAUCUUGAAGCAGCUGAUCUGGAUAGUGAUCGGAAAGUGGGUGCUGCUGAAUUUGUCGUGUACAAGCUCAAAGAACUGGGGAAGAUCAGCCAAGAGGACAUAUCUUCUUUUCUAGAGGAGUUUGACAAACUCGACAUUGACCAGUCCGGCACGCUCUCCACAUAUGACCUUACUCAGGCACAAUCCGGUCAGUGACGAACAUAUGGGCUUGUACUUAAUGUUACAGCUUAAAUGGUUGAAUGGUUAGUUAAUGCUGUUAAUUAAUUCUGUAAUCUAGUAAAAGUGUCAAAAGAUACGACCUUGUUGAGUUAACACAAUGGAUCUGCUCAUAUGCACCUGGACACGUGUAAGAAAGAAGUAUUUGGUGAUGCUUCGCUAAGCUUAUGUGCCUGUGUACAUGAAGUUUGUUAAGCUAUUUUCCAGUCAUGAAAUAUUUCCAGCUUCCAAUA
Molecule: messenger RNA, 1732 nt
Organism: Aegilops tauschii subsp. strangulata
Lineage: Eukaryota; Viridiplantae; Streptophyta; Magnoliopsida; Poales; Poaceae
Product: two pore potassium channel a
Biological process (GO): potassium ion transmembrane transport; stabilization of membrane potential
Cellular component (GO): plant-type vacuole membrane; plasma membrane
Molecular function (GO): outward rectifier potassium channel activity; calcium ion binding; potassium ion leak channel activity
Source: RefSeq, a predicted model, not a curated record